Molecule: messenger RNA, 594 nt
Organism: Saccharomyces cerevisiae S288C
Lineage: Eukaryota; Fungi; Ascomycota; Saccharomycetes; Saccharomycetales; Saccharomycetaceae
Gene: ATG33
Product: Atg33p
Exons: 1
Coding region: 1-594 (197 amino acids)
Cellular component (GO): mitochondrial membrane
Source: RefSeq, marked reviewed
AUGUCUGUUUGUUUAGCCAUCACAAAAGGUAUCGCAGUUUCUUCUAUAGGCCUCUACUCUGGUCUUUUGGCUUCCGCUUCAUUGAUUACAUCUACUACUCCACUAGAGGUUUUAACAGGAUCCCUUACUCCCACUUUAACCACUUUGAAAAAUGCGGCCACCGCCUUGGGAGCGUUUGCGUCAACUUUCUUUUGUGUGAGCUUUUUCGGCGCUCCUCCCUCAUUGAGACACCCCUACUUACUCUAUGGUAUGCUUGUAGCUCCAUUAUCUUCAUUUGUUCUAGGAUGUGCCUCCAACUAUCAGUCUAGAAAGUACAGUAAAGUCUCUAAGGAAUCUUCUUUAUUUCCCGAAGACAGCAAACUCGCUGCUUCCGAACUGAGCGAUUCUAUUAUUGAUUUAGGUGAAGACAACCAUGCUUCAGAAAAUACACCUCGAGACGGGAAGCCUGCAGCAACCACAGUAUCAAAGCCGGCAGAGGCAUUGCACACCGGUCCCCCAAUCCAUACUAAAAAUCUAAUUGCAGCAACUGCUAUUGCUAUUGUUGGCUUUGUACAAGCCGUUAUUGGCGUUUAUGGGGAAGGACAAUUUAUCUAG